Molecule: messenger RNA, 1590 nt
Organism: Monoraphidium neglectum
Lineage: Eukaryota; Viridiplantae; Chlorophyta; Chlorophyceae; Sphaeropleales; Selenastraceae
Exons: 4
Source: RefSeq, a predicted model, not a curated record
AUGUCUGAACAGACGUCCGCGGAUCUGGCUGGUCUCGAGGAACUGCAGCAGAAGCUGGCCCGCUGCCUAGUGGCUAAUCAGGAGGGUGCCAUAUGCCAGGAAGGAGUGGAGGCCUUCCUGGACCUCUACGAUCAGGCAGGUGGAAGCGGGGCGGAAGCUCGAGCUAGAAUCAAGGAGGACGUGAAGGCCCUGGCUCGAGGUAUUGAAGAUGGCCUGGGUCCCGGGCCCCAGCGCCUGAAUGUGUCUGUCCAGGAGCUGCGCUUUCGCCCGUGCGACGCAGAGUGUGCGGCCCCGUGCCUCCUGACAUUCACACUCGACGACGGCGCCACGCCGCAGCGCAUCCAGCUGAUUGACGCCACGCACGCCGCGCAGCAACGGCAGCAGCAGCAGCAGCAGCAGGAAGGUGGAGGGACUCCGGGCCCGGAGCGCCCGUCUGGCAUCGGCGGCGGCUGUGACGUUGGCGAAGCGGGAUUUGAGGGCGCCCGUGUGGUGGGCGUGUCGCCGCAGCUGCAGCCGGGCGGGGCGCACACGUUUCGGAUCGAAUCUCCAGGUGUGUAUGUGUUUGCCAGCGAGGUCUUCACCUUCAUGACGGGCCGCAUCAGGGCCACCGCAGCGCCGCAGGCGUCGCAGCGCCCUCCGGCCAAGGCCGACGCUGCGGCAGCGGAGGCCGCGGCGGACGGCCGCCCGAACCAGGACGAUCAGGACGACAGGCCCGGGGACGAGGGCGUGCGUGCAGCGCCCGCGGCGCGCGCGCCGCGGCUGAGCGUCGCCAGCGCCGCAUCGCACAGGCUAAGCGAGGACGCCGUGUGCGAGCUGGUAGUGCGGCGCGGCGGGGACGGCGAGCAGCAACAGCAACAGCAGCAGCAGCAGCAGCAGCUAAAGCGAGAGCCGCCGGCGCCAGACGACGACGAUGAGGGGGAGGCGUACAGCAGCGAUUUUGAGUGCGAGGAGGAGGAGGCCAAGGGCGGGGACGAGUGCAGGCAGCGGGUGCAGCAGCGCCCGUUUGUAGGGACAGGGCGGCGCUCCUGCGCCCAGGCCUUCACCCCGCCGUGCCGCAGCAGCUCGGCAGACGAGGACGGCGGCGGCGGUGGCGACGACGACGAUGACUCUGUGUGCGCGCGCGGCAGCAGCGUGGCCGGCAGCGGCAGCUGCGGCGACGCCAGCCCGGCCGGCAGCGACUCGCCGCCGCCUCGCGCGCUCGAGCGGCUCGCGUGCGGGCCCCUCGGCGCCGCCGCGGCGCCGGGCGGCGCCCUGCAGGCGCUUGCCGAUGCCGCGGAGUCGGCGGGGCGCGCGGCGUCGGCGCCAACGCAGCGGUCGUCUUUUGCGCUCGGGCUGGAAGGCAUCACGCUGAGCUUUGACACCGCGCUGCUGCGGGGCGGCGGCGGCGAGCGAGGCUCGGGCGGUGGCUCAGACGCCGGCAGGGCGAGUUCGGGUGGGUCGAGUUUGGAUGAUGGCAGGAGUGGCGAAGAGGAGACCCCGGGCGGCGGCGAUGGCCAUGCGCAGGGUGGUGACGGUGACCCCCGUCUCGACGGGUACACCCGCAUCCCGUCAGACGACGGCGAGUCUGGGGCCGCCUCGCCGGCCGCGGCU